AUGUUGAAGAAGAACGUUGAAGAAGAACGUUCAAUUACCUUGAUUUUUUGUUCCCAUAAUUUCUCAUUGUUCCUGAUUGAGAUAUUCUCAAUGCCUCUUCCACUGCUGGAGGAAGAGAAGGCGCCCGGGGGCGACCCGCGCGCUCUGUCCCCCGCCAUGUGCUCCGUGAACGAGGAGGGCAGCACGGACCCGUUGGUAGCCCGGUGCCGGCAGCUGGAGGAGACCAUGGAGCAGCUGCACCGGGAGAACAAGAGUCUCAAGAGCAAAGUGCCUCGCUACAACGCGCUCUGCAGCCUCUACCACGAAUCCGGGCAGCAGCUGAAGCACCUUGAACUGCAGCUCUCGGCCAAGGAGGCGAUGAUCGGGGAGCUGAAGGCGAGCUUGGCCAAGUACCAGGCUGCCCAACUGGGACCAGCUCAGGAAAAGGAACCGCUGGGGGGGAAGUUAGUUGAGCCUGCUAAGUCGCUGGUGGAAAGUCUAAUAGAUCAGCUUGGCCAAAUGCAGCAGCAGCUUAAAGAGAGCGAGAGAGUUUCAGCACAAAAAGUGGAAACGCUGAGCCAGGAAGUGCAGAAGCUGAAUGGACAACUAGAAGAAAAAGACAGAGAUAUACAGCAAAUAAUAAGCCAGCCACAGUAUGAAAAAGAGAGAGAAAUCUUACAACUCCAGAGAAACUUGGCAGAGAAAGAGAAAGUCCAGGCCACAAAUGAAGUACUGUGUCGUUCACUCACAGAUGAAACUCACCAACUUCAACGUAAAUUGGCAUCCACAGCAGAAAUGUGUCAGCACCUGGCAAAAUGUCUAGAAGAAAACAAGACAAAAGAUGGAGGCAACUUAAAGGAGCCUAUUCCAAUCAAAAGAGCCAAUCAGCUACAAUUUUCAGAGAAUAAAACUUCACUCCAAACAAUCAUUUGCCAACUACAGGAGGAAAAUAGGAAGUUAAAACAAAAAGUGUUUCAUGUGGAAGACUUAAAUACAAAAUGGCAGGCAUAUGAUGCUAGUAGAGAGGAGUAUGUGAAACGGCUUCAUCUUCAGCUAAAAGAACCGAAGUCUCAACCUGAACAACAGCAAGCCAUUACACCACUGCAAAGAAAUUCAGAUCUAAUGCAGAAGGAAAUUUCUCGGUUGAACAAAUUACUGGAAGACAAAAUGAAUGAAUGCAUUAAAGUAAAGCGAGAGCUAGAGGAUGUGAAGAAGGCUAGAGCUGGAGAUAGUGAACGUAUGCAAAUGCUGGAGCAACAGGUCCUUGUUUACAAGGAUGAUUUCACAUCUGAAAGAGCAGAUCGAGAGCGUGCACAAAGUAAAAUACAGGAACUUCAGGCAGAAGUUGCUUGUCUACAACACCAACUAACCAGGAGACAGGAAACAAGAGAUGCAGCUUGUCAUGUUAGAGUUCACACUGGGAACCAAAAUCUUAUGUAUGUACAGACAAAUGUUGAACAUUUCCUGGGCAACAGCCAAGUCUCCUCAGGCAGAAGGAGAACUGGUUCACAAUCUGAACAAGCUGCUACACCCACGGACAGUCGGGGAUCAGGAUCAGAGAGAAGAGGACAGGGUGAACUUCAGUGCCCUCAUUGCAUGAGGUUCUUCAAUGACGAACUCAGUGAUGAAUUUCUUAAACAUGUUGCUGAAUGUUGUCAAUAAACUAACCCGAAAAGUGCAAUGAAAUCAAAUCAACCACUACAUGAUACUGAGAAAAUGGCACUUUGAGAUGUAUACUACAAUAUCAAUUAAUAUUGGUUAUAUUUUUAAUAUUUAUCAUCCAGUUUGGAUGUUUGACUGAAUAAGCAUAAAUUUAGUGCAUAGUUUCAGCAUUGAAUCUGAGGACAGGUUAGUGAAAGAAGUUUGCAGGUUACUAACCUACAAUAAAGGGGGAAAAACAAAGUAAUGCAUUUGAAAUGGCCACAAUAUUAGCAACCAGCAGGAUGAAAAAUAUCUACCUCUUAAUUCAUUCCACCAGCUGCUGGACUUCACAAGAGACUUCAUGAUAAAUCAAGCCACUUUGCAAAGAAUGGAAAUAUACACACAUUUGUUGUGUUAAUUGUAACAUGCAAAAACCUGCUACACGGCAGAAGUGCUGAAGUACACAGAAGUUGGUGUCAGAGCCCAGACUGACUUCCAAACAAGUGUGUGACUUUGUACUUAUGGCAAUCUGAAUAUUUAUAGAAGUUAGUGACAGCAUCUUAACUGGAUUUGAAAUCUGUAUACCUUUUCAAAGAGAUAGCCAUAUAAGGGGGGGAAAAAGAAAUAGGGCAAAUUUCAUUGUCUAAUAUCUGGCAUACAGUUGACUUAGAGGCAUCUCAUUUGGAACUAAAUUGAGUCAGACAUUGAUACGACAGCAUGAAACUAGUGAUCUGUUUGAGAGUUUUUAUAAGCACUUGUAUUGAAUGUAAGGAAAAUAUUUAGGGACCAGUUAUUCUGAUCUAAACCCCUCUGUUUGCACUAAAACAUACUGCCCAGGGAUUAUUUAUUUUGUCUGUGCUAAAGUGACUGUACAUAUGUGAAUACAGAUUGUAUACAAAUAUUUUAUAAUUGUUUAAAGGUAUUUUUGUAAUAAAAGAGGUGGUAA
Pelodiscus sinensis (Chinese soft-shelled turtle) is the source of this 2566-nucleotide messenger RNA. RefSeq names its product TNFAIP3 interacting protein 2 (gene TNIP2). The record is from RefSeq and is a predicted model, not a curated record. Lineage: Eukaryota; Metazoa; Chordata; Testudines; Trionychidae. Gene Ontology annotation, molecular function: K63-linked polyubiquitin modification-dependent protein binding. Gene Ontology annotation, biological process: positive regulation of canonical NF-kappaB signal transduction; cellular response to lipopolysaccharide; toll-like receptor 2 signaling pathway.